Polyodon spathula (Mississippi paddlefish) is the source of this 1751-nucleotide messenger RNA. RefSeq names its product carcinoembryonic antigen-related cell adhesion molecule 1-like. Bases 45 to 1751 code for a protein of 568 amino acids. NCBI's taxonomy places the organism in Eukaryota, Metazoa, Chordata, Actinopteri, Acipenseriformes, Polyodontidae. The transcript has 10 exons. The record is from RefSeq and is a predicted model, not a curated record.
UACACUGAAACAGUACAGCAGCGCUGGCAGGCAGAGAUCUCAGGAUGGGAGCGCACUUUAUAAACUGGAUUAUCAUAUCACUAUGGGCAGGAUCUUCAGCUCUGAUAGUAACACCUGUCACAGACCCUGUAAUCAGCAAGGUUGGAGACAAUGUAACGCUGGAGAUUAAACCCCCUGGAAUUCUAGGUUCAGUGACAUGGACUUUCAGCCCUACAGGGAUCCCUGUGGUGCAGUGGAACGGACCUGUCCCAGUCACAGGCCCGGGAUAUGAGAACAGAGUCACCCUGAACACAACUACAGGGUCACUGGAGCUCAGAUCAGUGCAGCUCAGCGACGCUGGAGAGUAUAUAUUCGAAGGCAUUACCAUUACAUCAGGAAGAGAAACAUUCAAUGGAAGUGUUACCGUGAAAGUUUAUGAACCUGUCUCCCAACCCAGAGUCCGCUCCAAUGUGACUAAUCCAGUGGAGUUCAAUGACACUGUCAGUUUGACCUGUACAGCCUCUGGUUCUGCCGUCUCAUACCGAUGGCUCAAUGGCAGCUCUGUGCUUAGUGACAGUGAGCGGAUUCACCUGAGUGAUGACAAUAAAACACUGACCAUUCCCAGGGUGUUGAGAUCUGAUGAUGGGACCCUGUAUUGCUAUGUGUUUAACCCUGUCACUAACAGCACCAGCGAGCCGUUUCAUCUCAUCGUGAGCUAUGGACCAGAAUCCCUCACUCUGUCUAUCAGCCCCCAAAAGCUGAUCUAUAGUGCAGGACUAGACCUCACUCUGUCCUGCUCUGCACAGUCCAGCCCACCUGCUCACUACCAAUGGUACUUUAAUGGAGCCCCUCUUAACAAACUGGGCUCACAGCUGAAUAUGGCUCACAUUCAGCACAGUCAGACUGGAAACUAUACCUGCUGGGCCUCUAACAAUAUAACCCUUAGGUAUGCUGAUGUAACAAGAGCGAUUAUUGUUGUGGAGUCAAUAACUAACGUAAAUGUGAAACCCAACCCUGCCCAGCCAAUAGCAAACCAGACUCUAAACCUGACCUGCGAGGUGCUUGGAUCACAGACUGUUUCCUCAAGGCUCUGGCUGAAGAACAAUCAGCCCUUGUCCACUAGUGACAGAAUAACAUUGUCUGUGGACAACAGCACAGUCUCCUUCAAUCCAGUGCUGCAGUCUGAUAACGGCACAUAUCAGUGUAAAGCUGAGAACCCUGUAAGUGAAGUGACGAGUGUUGGAUACAGAUUGUUCAAUUCUUCUCUGGCAGCUGGAAAUAAGUCCUUGACAGCAGGGCAGAUUACAGGAAUCGUCAUUGGCACACUUGUAGGGGUUGUCCUUAUUGGUGUUGGAGUGUACUUUUCCGUGAAAACAUUUGGGAAUGGCACAAAAACUCCUAAACCAAGUCCUCCAGGCCCUACUACAGCCGCUAAUGCAAAUGAUAAGGCAGACAACAUUCACUACGCUGACCCCAAAUUUCUAAAAAACAAUAAAAGUGGUCAAAGGAUACAGAUGGAACAGACCACUACUGAAUACGCCCAAGUGGCAGGCCGGCGCGCUGGAAACCAGAGAAGGUUUCUUACCUGUCCGUCAACAUCCCAGCCCUUCAGACGCCUCACCCCAAACCCGGGCCCACCCAAACCCAGCCCCAGCCCCAGUCCCAGUCCCAGCCCCAACCCCGGCCGGGGUCAUGGGGUUGGGGAUAGGCUAACAGAGAUGAACAUUUCCACCUGUGUCCCCCGCGUGAAAAUCAAAAUCCAUUCCCUAUAG